AUGGGAUAUAUCAACCCCAAAUACAUUACCCCUCUUCCUCGCCUGACUCCACCACCUCCAUCCUACGACAAAAGCACCCUCGUCGGAGACCGGUACGAGGCUGUCGUCAUUGGUGCAGGUCCUACAGGUCUCCUCCUAUCCGUCUUCCUCACCCGCUACAAUCUCACCUCGGUGCUAACCGUCGAUGCCAAAUUGGGCCCUGUCACCGCAGGCCACGCAGACGGGUUCAAUGCACGCACUAUGGAGAUACUGGCGAGCCUAGGUCUACAUCACGAGCUGCUGGAUCUGGAUAGCUGCAUGACUAGUGUAUGUUUCUGGGGCCCGGACAAAGAGGGCGGAAAAGGGAUCGUCAGGACUGGCGUGGCACCUUCCAAGGACAGGACCAGCAAAUUCCCGUUUACGACGACCGUCAGUCAGGCGCAUGUUGAGCGUGUGUUUACAAACGAUUUGGAAAAUAGAGGUAAUCCGGUUAGAUAUGGCUGGCGAUUUGUGGAGUUCAAGCUACGCGAGGAGGAGGAGUACAAGGAGUUUCCUGUGGAAAUCAAGAUACAAUCCACAAGCGACGAGGCUGAUAUCAAGACCGUGUACGCGAAACAUCUGAUUGGUGCUGAUGGGGCGCAUAGCAAUGUUAGGGCUGGAAUGGGCAUUCCUAUGGAAGGUAGCGGUACGGACGACAUCUGGGGUGUCGUUGAUACAGUGGCCAAAUCCAACUUUCCAGAUAAGCGGCGUGCAUGUCCCAUCGUCUCGCAAAACGGGUCGCUCCUCUGGAUACCGAGAGAACGUAUAUCGCCUACCGAGCAGCUCACUCGAAUUUACGUGCAACUCGCUACUACGGCGUCGGAUGGAUCUGCAGCCGCAGACCAGACAGUUGCUUCCGCCUCCACUGCCGCAUUCAAGCACCACACGAGAUAUGCGGCAGAGACAUUUGCGGAAGAAAACGCUGCCAUCCCCACAAAUAACAACCCCGAUAGCAACUCCCGCUCGACGACUAAAACUCUGCGUCUUAAAGCCACCCUUGAUGACAUCCUCUCUCGCAUUCCUCCCGCUCUUUAUCCGUACUCAUUCGAACCAGGACACAUCGACUGGUGGGCCUCCUACCAAGUCGGCCAACGCAUGGCCCCGUCAUACACCUUCCCUACCUCAACCCAUUCUCCACCGUCCCCAGCCAGAGUCCUAAUCGCCGGCGACGCCUGCCACACGCACUCCCCCAAAGCGGGCCAAGGCAUGAACUUCGGCCUAGCAGACGCCCAAAACCUCGCCUGGAAACUCGUCUACGCUAUCCACGGCCUUGUCACUGACCCCAAUGCUUUGGUAAAAAGCUACGAAGACGAGAGACACCAAGCUGCAAGAACGCUCCUGGAGUUCGACAAGAAGUGGAGUCGUUUGUUUAGUGGGGGUUUGAGUCCGGCCGAAGCUGGGCUCCGGCCCGAAGAGUUCAUGCGCUUGAUGGCGGUGAAUCAGAGCUUUAUUAGUGGGCAUGGGAUACAGUAUCCGGCAAGCUAUCUGGUAGGACAGAAGAAAGACGAGGUAAGGGAGCAUAUGGAUGAGAUACUGCGCCCGGGGCGAGUGCUGUGUAGCGCUUCUCUUAUACGCUUCGAUGACGGUUCAGCGGUCGAUAGCCAGGACGCGAUGUAUGCGAACGGGAAGUUCCGCGUCGUUGCAUUGAUUCCUGAAUCUACGGGCUCGUCUCCGCAAGACGAAGCGUGGUGGCCUGCUUUGGAGGCACUUCUGAAUAAUCUUCAAACCGAUGUUUUACGAAGUGUGGUCGAGACGAUAAUCAUUCACCCUUGGCCUGCUUUGAACCAUGACAUCGAAUGGACGCAUUUUCCUGCGAUCGUACGCGAGGUUUCGGAACGCAAUGUAUACGGAGAAGCUAAAGAAGAUGGAGUUUACGGUGUAUGGGGGAUCGAGCGAGGGGUGGGUGCUUUGGCCGUAGUGCGGCCGGAUGGAUAUGUCGGGGCGCAUUUUGGGUGGGGGGAGAUGGAUGCUCUGAGAUUGUAUUUCAGAGGGGUCAUCGGGUAG
Didymosphaeria variabile is the source of this 2022-nucleotide messenger RNA. RefSeq lists its product as uncharacterized. Bases 1 to 2022 code for a protein of 673 amino acids. The transcript has a single exon. NCBI's taxonomy places the organism in Eukaryota, Fungi, Ascomycota, Dothideomycetes, Pleosporales, Didymosphaeriaceae. The record is from RefSeq and is a predicted model, not a curated record. Gene Ontology annotation, molecular function: FAD binding.